CUGUUUGCUGUUUACAAGCCUGAAGAUGGCUGCUGCUUCUUCCUGCAAUGUGGAAGAAGACGAGAGCCUGAAGGGAUGUGAACUCUAUGUUCAGAAGCACAACAUCCAACAGAUUUUGAAAGAGUGCAUUGUAAACCUUUGCAUAGCAAAGCCAGACCGACCCAUGAAGUUUCUCAGAGAACACUUUGAAAAAUUAGAAAAGGAGGAAUGCAAACAAAUACUGGCUCGGCAGAAAUCCAGUUCCCAGUCUGAUUCUCAUGAUGAUGAGAUUUCCCCUCCUCCUCCCAACCCAGUGGUAAAAGCCCGACGCAGGAGAGGAGGGGUCAGCGCAGAGGUGUACACGGAGGAAGAUGCUGUUUCUUACGUCAGGAAGGUUAUUCCAAAGGACUAUAAAACUAUGACUGCUUUGGCGAAGGCCAUCUCCAAGAACGUGCUCUUUGCUCAUCUUGAUGACAAUGAACGAAG
Eurypyga helias (sunbittern) is the source of this 465-nucleotide messenger RNA. Its product is annotated as cAMP-dependent protein kinase type I-beta regulatory subunit-like. The record is from RefSeq and is a predicted model, not a curated record. The transcript is spliced from 3 exons. The annotation marks the transcript as partial. Lineage: Eukaryota; Metazoa; Chordata; Aves; Eurypygiformes; Eurypygidae.